UCUCUGAUUUUCUUUGUUUUCUUUCCUAGAUCAUGGGAAUUUUUUAGUAAAAGGUGCAAAUAUGAAGUAGCUUGAUAUACCCUUUCUCAUGUAUAAUUUCCCUCAUCUAGUUUGGAUGGAUGGUCUCUUUGGAAAUGCUUGAUACCUAACAUUGUUAGUUUGUUACUAUUGUGGCAUUUUAUUUACUAUAUACUUGUGUAAAUGUUUCAAGGAUGGACUAGGGGAAAACAGAACGCAGUUGAAUUGUCUAUCUGUCUAUCCAUUUUAAACAUUUUAAACCAACCAUUGAUUGAUUAUCUUAUAGUGUUGUGAAUUUAGAGAUUAUCUAUGAAAGUUCAAGGGGUUUUGACCAUUAAGAGGAAAAAGGUUCAAGGAACCCUGAAGGUUCUGGGAACAGUAUUAGAACAGCUGAGUAAGGAGCUUCCACAUGAAGAAGCUGAAAGAUUAAUACCGCGAGAGCUGAAAAAUAUGAUAGAAUCUGAUGCAGCCAUGAUUGAGGAUCUGACUUAUAAUAUUAUUCCAUUUGAUGUCACUACGACAACAAAUCUUAUUGUUUCUUUCCCGGAGGUUCGUGCUGCCACUUCAGCUUUGAAGUACUUCAAUGGUCUGCCAAACUUGCCCAGAACGUUCUCCAUACCAACAAGGAGUGCAGAUAUAUUUGAUUUCUUGCAUUUUACAUUUGGAUUUCAGAAAGACAAUGUAUCUAACCAGCGUGAGCACAUUGUUCAUCUUCUCGCUAAUGAGCAAAGCAGGUUUCAAAUUCCCGAGGAACCUGAACCGGAAACUAGAAACAAUGAUAAUGGGCGGGCACCUCAUUCAGCUUGGAGAAAUUAUGAUGAUUUCAAUGAGUACUUCUCGUAAGGUCUUUUUUGAGGUCACUUAAUUGCUUUGAACUUAGUUGGCCAUGGAGAAUAACUUCACCCUUCUUUCUGAAGCCGACACCAAGAUCAAAGGUCU
This is a messenger RNA of Cuscuta campestris, 957 nucleotides long. The record is from the annotation of a GenBank genome assembly. Lineage: Eukaryota; Viridiplantae; Streptophyta; Magnoliopsida; Solanales; Convolvulaceae.